Messenger RNA from Euleptes europaea (tarantolino), 1310 nucleotides. RefSeq names its product endoplasmic reticulum-golgi intermediate compartment 1 (gene ERGIC1). Gene Ontology annotation, cellular component: endoplasmic reticulum; endoplasmic reticulum membrane; COPII-coated ER to Golgi transport vesicle. The transcript has 11 exons. Gene Ontology annotation, biological process: retrograde vesicle-mediated transport, Golgi to endoplasmic reticulum; endoplasmic reticulum to Golgi vesicle-mediated transport. The record is from RefSeq and is a predicted model, not a curated record. The coding region runs from base 1 to 975 and encodes 324 amino acids. NCBI's taxonomy places the organism in Eukaryota, Metazoa, Chordata, Lepidosauria, Squamata, Sphaerodactylidae.
AUGAUGCAAAGCAGAGCUGCUUCGGCGAGAACUCGGGAACGCCCGAAAGCCCUUUCUGUGCCCAAGGGGGGCGGGGGAGGUUGCGCCGCCUUCGCCACCAACAUGCCCUUUGACUUCAGGAGGUUUGACAUCUACAGGAAGGUGCCAAAAGACCUUACGCAGCCAACCUUUACAGGAGCAAUUAUCUCUGUCUGCUGCUGUCUCUUCAUACUGUUUCUCUUCCUGUCUGAGCUUACUGGAUUCAUAGCAACUGAAAUCGUUAACGAGCUCUAUGUGGAUGACCCGGACAAAGACAGUGGUGGCAAAAUAGAAGUGACUUUGAACAUCAGCUUGCCAAAUCUGCACUGUGAAUUGAUUGGACUGGAUAUUCAAGAUGAAAUGGGAAGACAUGAAGUUGGUCACAUUGACAACUCGAUGAAAAUUCCUCUGAAUAAUGGGGAUGGAUGCCGGUUCGAGGGCCACUUCAGCAUCAAUAAGGUCCCGGGUAAUUUCCACGUGUCAACACACAGCGCCACUGCACAGCCGCAGAAUCCCGAUAUGACGCACGUCAUCCACAAGCUCUCCUUCGGUGACAAGCUUCAGGUCCGGAAUAUCCAUGGAGCGUUCAAUGCUUUAGAGGGCGCGGACAAGCUCAGCUCAAACCCCCUUGCGUCCCAUGAUUAUAUACUGAAGAUUGUCCCAACCGUGUACGAAGAGAUGAAUGGUAAACAGCGGUACUCGUAUCAGUAUACUGUAGCCAAUAAGGAAUAUGUUGCUUACAGCCACACAGGGCGCAUCAUUCCAGCCAUCUGGUUCCGUUAUGACCUGAGUCCCAUCACAGUGAAAUACACAGAAAGGCGACAGCCCUUGUACAGGUUUAUCACAACAAUUUGUGCCAUUAUUGGAGGAACAUUUACCGUGGCUGGAAUUCUUGACUCCUGCAUUUUCACCGCAUCUGAAGCCUGGAAAAAGAUCCAACUAGGGAAGAUGCAGUAGCAAAGUGACUCUCAUUCCGGCCCAUGAGACAGAAGCAAUGAGUGAAAAGCCCACUGCUAUCAAUUUCUGCCUUGUGUAUGAGGUUGAAUUGGCACGUCUUUAGUUAGAUCAUGGAAAGCGCUGAUGAAGGAGCAAAAACUGGAAACAAACCUACAUGUCUGAAAGUUGGCAGCAUUAAACAGGGGGCUUGUGGUUCUAUACUUUCUGAAUGGAAAUGGUUGUGGAGAUUAAUUGCCCUUUUGAUUUUAAAACUAAAACCUAUAAAUCUGACUAGCACAAUUAUUUUAGAAGCUUCCAAGGUGCUGAAAUUCUUACAGUUCAAACGAUUAUAUAAA